Messenger RNA from Bipolaris maydis ATCC 48331, 892 nucleotides. RefSeq lists its product as uncharacterized. NCBI's taxonomy places the organism in Eukaryota, Fungi, Ascomycota, Dothideomycetes, Pleosporales, Pleosporaceae. The record is from RefSeq and is a predicted model, not a curated record. Gene Ontology annotation, molecular function: protein binding.
AACUUAAUACUCAAUCGAGUCGUCACUCUCAUUAACCACGCAUUCCAAAAUGUUGUCACUCAUUGUCUCCUCCCUAAUUGCCCUGGCGCAGGCUGCUCCCCACCAGCCCGUUCAGCCGCAGAAAGCUGCUGCUCUUCCUGCCAAUCUGGUGCGAGAUUUGGCUACCGCUGUCGCCUUCCGUAAGACGGUUACUGGACCCCAGGAGAUCCUCGCCAACUGGACGGGCUCCGAUGUUUGCCAAUGGGAAGGAUUUACCUGCGCCCAAAAUCCCGACACUGGUGUUCUUACCCUUGCUUCCAUCGACUUCAACGACUUGCACUUGACCGGCAACAUCAAGCUGAACCACUUCGUCGAGAACUUUCCGGACCUUGCCCUUAUCCAUGUCAACAACAACAGCUUCAGCGGCUCUGUCCCCAAUCUUAAGAACUUCAAAUACCUAUAUGAAGUCGACAUCAGUGAGAACAAAUUUAGCGGCUCGUUCCCUCUGAACGUACUCAGCAACAGUGGUCUCUUUUACCUCGACAUCGGCAACAACCAGUUCAACGGCCCUCUCCCCUCAAACCUCAUGUCUUCCCUACCCAACCUCGAGGUCCUCUUUGUCCGCGUGAACCGCUUCAACGGCGUCAUCCCCGACAUUCUGACAAAAGCUAUGUCGCUCCAGGGACUCAGCUUCGCCACCAACAACCUCACUGGCACCAUCCCCGUAGGCUUCGGCCUCCUGCCUAACCUCACCGCCGUCGAUUUCUCGUACAACUCCCUCACGGGCACCGUUCCCGAGGACCUUUGCGCGAGCAAGUCGAUCCAGUACAUCUCGGUCGCUGGCAACAAGCUCGACCCCAACCUGGGUCCUGAGUGCCAAAAGGCAAAGGCAAAGGGUAUUUUGAUCAACUAG